CACUGUCAGAAAAGUGAAGUGACUGAAUGGCUAAAUAAGACGGUUCAAAUGACUGAUUCAGUCGUUUUAGCAAAGAUUUUUGUGGAUGAAACGACUGACUCAGUCACAUUAGGGAAAAUACGGUAUAUGUACUGUGGAUGAACUUAAACAUUUCCAAGGAGCAUAAGACAGCGCUGUAAAGCGGAACUUCUAUUAGUCUUCUGGUUUUCUUUACAAAAUUGGAAGGUUUCUUAUGCUUGUAACUUGAAGAAAGCCUUUUAUUACCUGUUUUCUGUGGAGCUUUAGAAAACAGGCAUAGUUACGUUUUUCAAGUAUCUGACGUUUACACUGUUACAUUGCGGAUUUCGUGCAACAUGGUUGACUAGGAUGUUACUUAUUUUUUAGAAGAUGAAAAUCUAUGUUGAUUUUGGUGAAAAAGCAACAACUAUUAUUCCAGCUACAAAAAAUGCUAACGAAAUACUUGAGAAAAUCAAAUCAGUUCUUCAACCAGCCGCUGAUUUCCUAGUGACUUAUUAUGACGACGAUAUUAAAAAACAUUGUAUUUUUCAUAGUUAUGAACAAAUUGAAAAUCAACAGAUUGUGGCAAUGGAAGUAAAGUUGUCUAGUAUAUCCAGAACAGAUGAAAGAUCAAAAGUUAAUGAUAAUAUGUUGAUUGAUGUAACUGAAGAACAAUUAACUGCUGAGCCAUCUAAAAAUGUAUGCCGACAAAAGAAAACGAAGAAAAAAAUACGUGAAGCAAAGAAAUACAUUCCUUAUCCAUGUGAUCUACCAACAUAUACCGAAACUAUAAGAUUUGGUUUAGAAAAAGAAGGUGGUUUUGAAAGUGUUAAAAGCGAAUUUAUUAAGAAAACACGUGACCAUUAUUUAGCAACAUAUUCAAAUAAUAAAAGUCGAACAGAUGUUUCAAAUUAUGCUCGAUCAUUAUUGAGGCAGUUUCCCUUAUUAAGAGAAUGUGAUGAGAAGAGAAAAGCGGGCCAAACGGAGUAUCAUUCAUUAGCAAGAAUUUUAUCGCGUGCCAUCCGAAAUCGUCGAAAUUAUAUUAAAAAAAAAAGAAAUAAUACAAAUCCUGAAAACAAAGCUAAAAAUAAUAUGGAAGUAACAAUUCUAGAGAAAAGUAAUGAUACGAAUUCUCAAAGUGAAGUUGUUACAGCUGAAUCUCGACUAUUAUUAAAUAAUAGUUUUAUACCUUCUUCAUCGUCAACUCCCAUUCGAAGUCAGCAAACACGCCCGCCAAUUUUUAUGUUCGAAAAUGGACAAAUUAAACCUUAUGUUCCAAAACCUCAAUCUCCAGUUAUCAUUAAAGCGGUUUUACCUGCAAAAUUGCCCAAAACCAUCAAAAUAUGUCAAAAUAAACAUAUAGAUGGAACUUGUAUAACAGCAAACAUUCAGAAAACACAUGAAGAUAUUAAACGGGAAAUAAUGCAGUACAAGUCGAAAUCGGAAAGUCAUAAUUAUGAAAAAGAUAUUAGCCGAUUGCGUGAUUUAAUACAGAAGAAAUCAGCAGUGUCUUCUUCAUUAGAAAUUCGUUCACUAGUUAAAGCAACAUAUGUUAUUCGACAAGAAAUUCAAUCGAAACAAAGAUGUUAUUCAUUAGAAAUGA
Molecule: messenger RNA, 1600 nt
Organism: Didymodactylos carnosus
Lineage: Eukaryota; Metazoa; Rotifera; Eurotatoria; Philodinida; Philodinidae
Source: the annotation of a GenBank genome assembly